AUGCCGAAGGAAGGAAACCCCAUGAGACUCAUCACCAACGGGACCGGGGAUGCCCUACACCAGUUAGCUAAGAAGCUUGCAGCACCUCUCACCAGCGUCUUAAACUCCAUCAGCAGUUGUCAUCUAUCAAGCAUCACCGAUAUGAUGACCAAACUGCAAAACGCCGGGAUGAGAUGCAAAAAGCUUGUCACCUUCGACGUAAAGAUGCUCUUUACCGACGUACCGAUUGACGGGGCUAUCGAAGCUGCAAAAAGAACGCUGACAGGAAUGGACGAGGAUGAAUUACCACUGCCGAGAGAUGAUUACGUCGCACUCAUCCGCCUCUGCGUGGAGUUUGGUCCGUUUGAAUUCCGAGGACGAGACCUGACGGUCCGGUGUUCUCUGUCUGACAGAACACCUGGAGGUCCUGUUGGGCCGCACAGUGAAGAUAGCCACCACUUCUGUUAUACUGUAACCAGAAAGAAGAACAGCAAGGACUCAGAUUCAGAUGAAGAGUCAGACCCAGCAAAGAAGAAGAUGGAGUCCAGGCUGGAAGGAGCAAUUGUGGCUGAGAAACCCAACAUUCGCUGGGAUGAUGUGGCUGGCCUUGAGGGAGCCAAAGCUGCCCUCAAGGAGGCUGUCAUCUUGCCCAUUAAGUUCCCACACAUGUUCACAGGAAAGAGACAAGCAUGGAGGGGCAUUUUGUUGUUUGGGCCUCCUGGUACUGGUAAGACCUUCUUGGCCAAAGCAGUUGCCACAGAAGCCAACAACUCUACAUUCUUCAGUGUCUCAUCAGCUGAUCUCGUAUCCAAGUGGAUGGGCGAGUCAGAGCAGCAUGUGAAAACUUUAUUCUCAAUGGCUCGUGAACAGAAGCCUUCCAUUAUCUUCAUUGAUGAAGUGGACUCACUGUGUUCCUCAAGAUCAGAACAGGAAUCUGAAUCUGCUCGUAGAAUUAAGACAGAGUUCCUUGUGCAGAUGCAGGGCGUUGGCAAUCAGAAUGAUGGCGUGUUAGUCUUGGGUGCUACAAACAUCCCAUGGACACUUGACUCUGCCAUCAGGAGAAGGUUUGAGAAGAGAAUCUACAUCCCGCUGCCAGAGAAACAUGCUCGCAAGAACAUGUUCAUGCUCAACCUUGGAGAUACACCUCAUUGUCUCACAAACGAAGACUUUGACUAUUUAGGUCAAGUCACAGAUGGAUUCUCAGGGGCAGAUAUCAGCAUUGUUGUGCGUGAUGCCUUGAUGCAACCAGUGCGCAAAGUCCAGACAGCAACCCACUUCAAAAAGGUCGCAGGGCGGUCCCGUGACGACCCCAAUGUUAUUGUCCACGAUUACCUAAUGCCCUGUUCCCCGGGUGAUCCACAAGCCUUUGAGAUGACUUGGGAGCAGGUGCCCAGUGACAAGUUAUAUGAACCUGAAGUGACUAUGGCUGAUAUGAAAUGUGCCCUUAACGACUGCAAGCCCUCAGUAAACCAAGCUGACCUGGACAAGCUUCGCCAGUUUACAGAAGAGUUUGGACAAGAGGGUUAGGUGUUGUGUGUCUUGAGAAAUAUAAUAUCUUUUUUAUCCAGUUCUGCAUUUUGCAUGAAUAUCGUCCAUUAUUACUGAAAGUCCAGGAGAAGGAAGGAAAAAAAAAACAUAAACAAAAAUUUAAAAUGAACAAGAGACUCUCUGAAACAGAAGUAUAGUUUACCUAGUACAAGUAUGACAUGAUUAGUUGGUUAUCCAGAUAAAAAUAAAGUGAUUAUUUAAAGAUGAGAAAUUGUUUUAUAUGAUUAUAUUCACCUUUUCAUUCACUAUUACUUAGAUAGCAUUACAAAAGCCUUCUGAAUUUAAAUAUUUGCUUUUUUAAAGUUAUUUUGCAUUAUAAAACUGAUAUAUUCACUCAUGCUAGUAUUUUAAUGUUUUGUGUGUUUACAUUAGUUUGUUUUAUUAUUCAAACUUUUUUUAUCAUUAAUACUGGAUAAUCAACAUGUUUAUAGGGCAUACAUUGGCAACAUACAUCACAUUUUAUACUUUUUUCUUUCUUGCUUGCUUUCUUUCUUUCUCUCUUUCUUUUUUUAUCUAAGGUUUCUUCCCGGUUUAUUUUAUUUCACUAGUUCAUACUCGCAUACUCACAUAAAGAAAACACUACACAAAUAGACCUUGUUUUUAUUAUUAUUUUACAAAGUUCAUUUACCUUUUUGGAUGGAAAAUUGAAGGUGUUAGAUUAAUUACAAACAUAAUCAUCUCAUAAUUGCUUGUAUAUUUGUAUGUAUCUUAAUAAUUUAGUCUCAUAACAGACAUGCUCUUGUUGAUUCAGUAAUAAGUAAAAAAAAAAAGAAAAAAAGAAAAAAA
Molecule: messenger RNA, 2313 nt
Organism: Penaeus indicus
Lineage: Eukaryota; Metazoa; Arthropoda; Malacostraca; Decapoda; Penaeidae
Product: vacuolar protein sorting-associated protein 4B-like
Exons: 8
Coding region: 1-1506 (501 amino acids)
Biological process (GO): vacuole organization; endosomal transport
Molecular function (GO): ATP binding; ATP hydrolysis activity
Source: RefSeq, a predicted model, not a curated record